GGGACUGCGCACGCGCGGUAGGUCUGUGUGGGUGGGGGAGGCUCUGGCACGAGGCGCGAUGACAGUUGGGGCUGAGGCUGAGGCGCCGCCAUGUUGGCUUAUGGCGUGUUAGUUUUUGUCGCCGUUGUGUGGCCGGGGGUCAGGGCUCCGGGGGCGGGUUUGGGCGGCGCCCUUUGGCCUUCCCCCACCGCCGUCGUCCAUCCGGUUUUGGAGACAGACAGCGGCCAUUCCACCCGCCACCGGCUCUCAGCGGGAGAUGGUUUCCAGUGGCUCAGAGAACUGCAUCGGUAUCAUGGAGUCAUAUUCCCAUCCAUCAUAACCAGGAAACAAAAGUGGAGCAUGCACCUGUUACAGCAGAAUGGCAGUGCUGGUGAGCUUCUGGUUUCUGUGGAAACAGAAGAAAAGCAGCUAAUCCUGGAGCUCAGAAGAAACGAAAUCCUCAUAUCAAAAGGCUUUCAAGUGUCGUAUUAUGAUUCAAAUGGAACUUUACUGACAGAACAGAGCAGUGACCUGAGUAAUUGUUACUACGAAGGAACAGUAAGAGGAAUUCUUGGAUCCCGGGUUGCUGCAAGUACAUGUGUAGGACUCAGUGCUCUCAUUCUGCUCACAAACCAGAGUUACGUUAUUGAGCACCUCGAGGAAGAUGAACAAGGGCGCCACCUGAUGUAUAAACCUGAACAACUCAAAUCAAAAGAGCGCAGAUGUAGCCUCAGACACUCAUUCCCUGAGGUGGCCAAAAACUCUAUUGAGCAUUCACAUCGGCUAAAAAGGAGUCUGAGCACAGAGGUGAAGCACAUUGAGCUGGUGCUAGUUGCCGACAAUGCAGAGUAUCGCAGUGCAUUUCACAGCAAACGAAAAGUUAUCAAUCGCUUGGUCAAUGCUGCUAAUUACGUAGAUUUGUUUUACAGACCGCUAUCCAUCCGAAUCGCACUGAUUGGAGUAGAGGUUUGGACAGUAGAUCAGAUCCCUGUUGAUACAAACGCUCUGGGAAUACUCAAACGCUUCCUCCAGUGGAGAAAGUUCAACCUUCUGCCCAGACUGUACAACGACAAUGCUCAGCUAGUCAUGGGAAAUACAUAUGGAAAUGUCACAGAACAACCAGCUCAGUUCAGCUCCAUGUGCUCGUCGGAUUACUCGGGAGGUAUUGCUUUGGACAAUACAGCUGACAGUUUAGGGAUUGCUUCUAAUUUAGCCCAUGAAAUUGGACACAAUUUAGGAAUGGGCCACGACUCCCCAGCUCCCCUCUGUGUUUGUGCAGACAGGAAAGCAGGCUGCAUCAUGGCUGAAAUCCAAGGUCUUCAACCACCACAAGUUUUCAGCAGCUGCAGCAGAGAUAGUCUGCAGCGCAGCCUGGCUCGAGGUGUUGGGAUGUGCCUGUUUAACCUGCCGGACCCUGAAUUGCUGGUGCGAGGAAAAUGUGGAAACUUAUAUGUGGAUCCAGGGGAAGAGUGUGACUGUGGAAAGCCUGAGGAAUGUACCGAUCCCUGCUGUGUGGCAGCUAUUUGUCAGCUCUGGCCUGGGGCAAAAUGUGCCUCAAAUGACGUGUGCUGUAAAAACUGCAAAUUUGUGAAAGCUCGCAGAGUGUGCAGGGAGCCAAUCAGCGAGUGUGAUUUCCCCGAGUAUUGCACUGGAACCUCGGCCCACUGUCCCACCAACCAGUACAAAAAGAACUUUUAUCCGUGCGACAACGGAAAUGCUUACUGCUACAAUGGAGCCUGCCGCACACUGCAAAGCCAGUGCAGGGAUAUCUGGGGACCUAAUGCUACUCCCAGUCCCCUCAUUUGCUACUGGUACAUGAACAAAUUAGGAAACAAGUUUGGAAACUGUGGGCGAAAGGAUGAUGGUUCCUUUGUGAGCUGCCCAAUAAAAGAUGUGAAAUGUGGCAAACUUCAGUGCAGUAAAAGAGGAGCAUCACUAAUUCUUGGGGGAAGAUCAGUAUCCGUGGUAUCUCGUUUUUCUAAUACAGGCAAGAACUUUCAGUGCCAUGGAACCUAUUUCAUGGGCGACAUUGAAGGCAUUGAUAUGGUGGCAUCUGGUACACCUUGCGGUUCAGCAAAGGUGUGCUUCAAAGGUAUGUGUCGCAAUGUCAGGGUGUUCAGUGUGAACAAGUGCCAUGCUUACUGCAGCGGCCAUGGGGUGUGUAACAACAAUGACCGGUGUCACUGUGAUCCUGGCUGGGCUCUGCCUAACUGCACCUUAGAGGGAUCAGGCAGCAAUGGGUUCCUGUUCCCUGAGUGGCCAGCAGAAGAGUUAAGAACUGAUCCUUCAGAAGUGAUAUCCAGAACAUCAGCUACAACAGAAAUCAAUCAUAAAGCACCCAUUACCAGGCUGGGAGAUGACAGGAGAGCUGACACAACUACACCAGAGCUAGCUGUAACAGGGAACACUUCAGAUUCUGAACAUGAUUUGAUCGUAAGGAAACAUCCCAGGACAACUGCUGCUGCAGAUAUAACCACAUUUGGACCUCGUGUUAUUUUCAAAGGAACUGUGGGACAUUUUGAAAAAACAACACCCAGCCUAGUCCGAGCGUUCAAGUUUGCGAACCGUUUGUCUGCCAGCAGUACGGCUGAGCCAGCACCCACACUGAAGAAUAACUCAAAGAUGAAAGCAGUUCCUCACAGAAUGUUGGUUACCUGUGCCCACACAGGUACCCCCAUCUGGCUCAUGGUAAUCCUGGUGUUCAUCCUCCUGUUGUUGAUUGUGGCCUUUUUGACGUUAAUCUUCUUCCUGAAGAAAGGAGAUCAUAUGAAUGACAACACGUCAAAUCAUUCCACAGCCAGUGAGAAUGAUCCUAGUGUCAGUUCCUGCAGUUCCUUACACCAUUUCCCAUCCACUAGCAUCUGCGAUACCUCAUCCACACAUGUGAGUGACUGGGAUUUGCAGCUGCGGAACCAGUGAUUGGGUCCCAGUGAACGGCAGGCAGUGAGUCCUGGACUAUGGAGACCAUAUGCGGAGGGUAUGUCUGAAUCGUUCAGUGGUGGGUGAUUUCUAACUGCCAGGUGUGGGAACCACAGGGAGUAGUACCCCAGGUCACUGCUGGUGACAACUUUCCUGACUCAU
This is a messenger RNA of Callorhinchus milii (elephant shark), 3060 nucleotides long. Its product is annotated as disintegrin and metalloproteinase domain-containing protein 12. The coding region runs from base 91 to 2898 and encodes 935 amino acids. Gene Ontology annotation, molecular function: metalloendopeptidase activity; integrin binding. The record is from RefSeq and is a predicted model, not a curated record. Lineage: Eukaryota; Metazoa; Chordata; Chondrichthyes; Chimaeriformes; Callorhinchidae. Gene Ontology annotation, biological process: innate immune response; proteolysis; integrin-mediated signaling pathway. The transcript has 26 exons.